Odobenus rosmarus divergens (Pacific walrus) is the source of this 575-nucleotide messenger RNA. It is a transcript of the gene LTC4S, whose product is annotated as leukotriene C4 synthase. Gene Ontology annotation, biological process: leukotriene biosynthetic process. Gene Ontology annotation, cellular component: membrane; nuclear envelope; endoplasmic reticulum. NCBI's taxonomy places the organism in Eukaryota, Metazoa, Chordata, Mammalia, Carnivora, Odobenidae. The record is from RefSeq and is a predicted model, not a curated record. The transcript is spliced from 5 exons. Bases 18 to 470 code for a protein of 150 amino acids. Gene Ontology annotation, molecular function: glutathione transferase activity; leukotriene-C4 synthase activity; glutathione peroxidase activity.
GCCGAGCAGCCAGCACCAUGAAGGACGAUGUGGCUCUUCUGGCCACUGUCACCCUCCUGGGAGUCCUGCUGCAAGCCUAUUUCUCCCUGCAGGUGAUCUCGGCGCGCAGAGCCUUCCGCGUGUCGCCGCCGCUCACCACCGGGCCGCCGGAGUUCGAGCGCGUCUACCGAGCCCAAGUGAACUGCAGCGAGUACUUCCCGCUGUUCCUCGCCACGCUCUGGGUCGCCGGCAUCUUCUUUCACGAAGGUACCGCGGCCCUGUGCGGGCUGGUCUACCUGUUCGCGCGCCUCCGCUACUUUCAGGGCUACGCGCGCUCGGCGCAGCAAAGGUUGACCCCGCUGUACGCGAGCGCGCGCGCGCUCUGGCUGCUCGUGGCGCUGGCGGCGCUCGGCCUGCUUGUCCACUUUCUCCCCGGCGCGCUGCGCGCCGCGCUCCUCGGACGGCUCGGGAAGCUGCUGCCCAGGGCCUGAGGUGGAGGACGCCCGGUCGGCGGAACCGGAGAAGAGCCGGAGCUUCCGGGAGGACGGGACGGGUGCUCGCCCCAUCCCAAUCUCCAAUUAAAGUGCCGAUGACCG